Messenger RNA from Aricia agestis (brown argus), 3486 nucleotides. RefSeq names its product methionine--tRNA ligase, cytoplasmic (gene MetRS). The record is from RefSeq and is a predicted model, not a curated record. Gene Ontology annotation, cellular component: cytosol; aminoacyl-tRNA synthetase multienzyme complex. Gene Ontology annotation, biological process: methionyl-tRNA aminoacylation. Gene Ontology annotation, molecular function: ATP binding; methionine-tRNA ligase activity. The transcript has 25 exons. Lineage: Eukaryota; Metazoa; Arthropoda; Insecta; Lepidoptera; Lycaenidae. Bases 85 to 3258 code for a protein of 1057 amino acids.
UCCCAAGUUGCCAACUCGUAUUUUAGGUUAUGAGUUUUUAAAUUUAAAAUAUUAAUAGUUUAUUGUAUUAAUUAAGAAAUAAUAAUGAAGAUUUACACUAACGAUAAUAAUACUGCUACGCUGAAGUUGCUAGUGGCAGCAAAUAUUGCAGGAAAAAAGAUAACGCUGCAGAAAUAUUCUUUCGAAGACGUGUUCACAGGACCCAAGUGCCUGCCCAUCCUGGAGGUGGAUGAGAAUGUCUCAUUCUUCAGCAGCAAUGCCGCCACUCAGUACCUUUUCCCAAUUAUUGAUUUGACAGACCAUGGCCAGUGUCAGCAGAUGCAAGAGUGGGAAGCAACAAAGUUACAGCCAGCGAUAGCCACACUACUGUCAAGCAAAUCAGUUGGGUUUGAUCUGAAACAGAACUUGCAAGCUCUUCUUGAUGUUGUAGAGAAUUAUCUAACUAAACACAAGUAUAUUUUAGGGGACAAGCUAUCUGCUGUGGACAUCUCAAUAUGGAGUACCCUAUACCCACUGUGUUUUAAUAAGGACCUAAAACAGACAUAUCUGGCGGAAACUAAAAACAUCAAUAGGUGGGCUGAGGAGUUGUCUUCAGCUAAAUCUGUGCAGGAAGCAGUAAAGCAGUGGGGAGGUACUGUAGAGGGUCCAUUUGGGGCACAGUCUGCUUUGGGAAUACCUCAGAUGUCCAACAUUGUGUCUCCAGUAGGAUCUCCCGAUGAAUCUCAAGUGGCGGGCCCCACGGCUGAGGAAAUCGAGACGGCCAAAGACAACUGGCUGCACGGCGUGCAGAGACUGCAGGAGCCUCUGAAGCAGGAGAAAGUCGUGCUACCGAUCAAGGGUCGCAAGAACGUACUUAUAACUUCGGCACUACCGUACGUCAACAACAUCCCCCAUCUCGGCAACAUCAUCGGCUGCGUGCUCUCCGCAGACAUAUUCGCCAGGUACUGUCGGCUGUGUGACUACAACACUAUGUAUAUCAGCGGAACCGAUGAGUACGGCACCGCUACAGAGACCAAAGCGUUGGAGGAGGGCGUGUCGCCGCGCGAGAUCUGCGACAAAUACUUCGAGAUCCACAACGCCGUGUACCGCUGGUUCGACAUCGGUUUCGACUACUUCGGCCGCACCAGCACCAACGAGCAGAAACAAAUAGCACAGAAGCUGUUCCUGAAGCUGCGGGACAACUGCUUCAUCAGCACGCAGACCGUCGACCAGCUGUACUGCAACAAGUGCGAGAGGUUCCUCGCUGACAGAUUCGUAGAAGGCAUCUGUCCCCACCCGGGCUGCUUGUACGACAACGCUCGCGGCGACCAGUGCGACCGCUGCGGGAAGCUCAUCAACGCCAUCGAGCUCGGCAGCCCGCGGUGCAAGGUGUGCGGCGCCGGCCCGGGUGUGCGACCCAGCAGCCAGCUGUUCCUCGAGCUGGGGCAGUUGGAGCCAGCGGUCCGCACGUGGAUCAGCAAGUCUGAAGUGGGCUGGUCGGGUCCGGCGCGGGCGGUCGCGCGGGGCUGGCUGCGGGAGCCGCUGCGAGCUCGCGCCAUCACACGAGACCUCAAAUGGGGCGUGCCCGUGCCCGUGCCGGAGUAUAGCAAUAAGGUGUUCUAUGUAUGGUUUGACGCGCCGAUCGGGUACCUGAGCAUCACGGAGUGCGCCACAAGGGACCAUCAAAAAUGGUGGAGACCUGAUAAAGAAUAUGACGUGCAGCUAUACCAGUUCAUGGCGAAGGACAACGUGCCAUUCCACGCCAUCAUGUUCCCCGCCACGUUGCUCGGCAUCAACGACGGCUACACGCUCGUCAAACACAUAUACGCCACAGAAUACCUUAACUACGAAGACGGCAAAUUCUCGAAGUCGAGAGGUGUUGGUGUAUUUGGAAACGACGCACAGGACACCGGUAUACCGUCGGACGUGUGGCGUUUCUACUUGGCCAGCAUCAGGCCCGAGGGUGCUGACUCCAGCUUCAGCUGGGUGGAGCUGGGCACGCGCAACAAUUCCGAGCUGCUCAACAACGUGGGCAACUUCUGUCACCGCUCGCUGUCGUUCUGCGCCAACAGCUUCAAAGGGCGGGUACCGGAGCUGACUCUGACUACAGCUGACUACGAGCUGUUCGCGCUGGUUAAUAGGGAGGUGGCUGCGUACGUGCAGCACAUGGAGAAGGGUCGCCUGCGCGAGGCGCUGCGGCACGUGCUGGCGGUGUCGCGGCUCGGCAACCAGCACAUGCAGGCCGCGCAGCCCUGGGUGCUGCUGAAGGGCUCCGACGAGGACAAGGUGCGCGGCGCGACGGCAGUGGGCGUGUGCUGUCAGCUGGUGGCGCUGCUCGCGACGCUGCUGGCGCCGUACAUCCCCGCCGCCGCGCGGAAACUGCAGGCGCAGCUCAACCUGCCCGCCGACAGGCUGAGGAUUAACCCGCUUAACCCAUCGCUCAUCCAAUACCUGCCGGCCGGUCACACAUUGGGCACGCCCGCGCCGCUGUUCGCCAAGAUAGAACCGGAGUUACUGGAGAAGCUGAGACAGAAGUACGCCGGCUCGCAGGCCGACCGCGCUAACCAGGCAAAGGGAGCCGGUGGUAAAUCUAGCGUCGCAGAUUUGGAAGCAGCCGUAGCUGCCCAGGGUGAAAAGGUACGACAAUUAAAAGCUUCGACAAAGGACAAGGCAGUUUGGCAGCCCGAAGUGAACAAGCUGCUAGAACUGAAAAAACAAUUGACAGAGGCUCAGAAGAAUAAAGAGAAUCAAAGUACCAAUGGACUACCCGACGUUGCUGAAUUGGAGAAGGCUAUUACUGCACAGGGCGACAAAGUGCGACAGUUGAAAGCGUCGACGAAAGACAAAGCGGUCUGGCAGCCCGAAGUGAACAAGCUACUUGAACUGAAGAAACAGCUGGCGGCGGCACAGGCCACGCCCCCUGCAGUGGCCACGCCCGCUGGCGAUGUUGCUAGCUUGGAAAAGGCAGUUGCUGAACAGGGCGACAAAGUGCGACAGUUGAAGGCGUCGACGAAAGACAAAGCGGUCUGGCAGCCAGAAGUGAACAAGCUACUUGAACUGAAGAAACAGCUGGCGGCGGCGCAGGCUGCUCCUGCUGCGGCCACGCCUCCCGCCACGCCCACCGUAGAUGUCGCCAGCUUAGAGAAAGCGGUCGCUCAGCAGGGAGACAAAGUACGACAGUUGAAAGCGUCAACGAAAGACAAAGCGGUGUGGCAGCCCGAGGUGAACAAACUUCUCGACUUGAAGAAACAGUUGGCAGAAGCACAGAAAAACGCGUAAAUUUAAAGUAUGGUGGAGGAUUUAAGUUGCAAUAUUUUAAGAUAGGCGCACAUUUUGAUGCGGCUCAAGUCAUUGCCGCAUUAUUCAUACUUUUAUCUAAUGACUAAGAAAUGUAUGAGAAAUACGGCCCGAAACGCGGCGCGCGUCAUAAUGUGCGCGUACCUAUACGGUGAAAUACUGAAACGCUUCUUAGGCCGGUAUAAAUAGUCAGUACUCAAGAUGCGUCUC